Vombatus ursinus (common wombat) is the source of this 997-nucleotide messenger RNA. Its product is annotated as zinc finger protein 502-like. The annotation marks the transcript as partial. NCBI's taxonomy places the organism in Eukaryota, Metazoa, Chordata, Mammalia, Diprotodontia, Vombatidae. The record is from RefSeq and is a predicted model, not a curated record. Gene Ontology annotation, biological process: regulation of DNA-templated transcription. Gene Ontology annotation, molecular function: DNA-binding transcription factor activity, RNA polymerase II-specific; RNA polymerase II cis-regulatory region sequence-specific DNA binding. The transcript has a single exon.
AAUUUCUACUGCAAAGAAGCCUAAUGAAUGUAAUGUAUGUGGAAAGGUCUUUAGUCAGAAGACAGGACUUACUCGACAUCAGAGAAUUCACACUGGAGAGAAACCAUAUGAAUGUAAUGAAUGUGGAAAGGCAUUCAGUCGGAAGACAGGACUUAGUGAACAUCAAAAAAUUCAUAAUGGAGAGAAACCUUAUAAAUGUAACGAAUGUGGAAAGGCCUUCCGGCAGAGAAUACGCCUUAUUGAACAUCAGAGAAUCCAUACAGGAGAGAAACCUUAUGAAUGUAAGUCAUGUGGAAAGGCCUUCCGAUGGAGCUCAGAACUUACUCGUCAUCAGAGAGUUCACACGGGAGUGAAACCUUAUAAAUGCAAUGAAUGUGGGAAGACCUUCUGCCGGAGAACAGGGCUCACUCAACACCAGAGAAUUCAUACUGGAGAGAAACCUUACACGUGUAAAGAAUGUGGGAAUGCCUUCCGUCAGAGAAUACGCCUUAUUGAACACCAGAGAAUUCAUACUGGAGAAAAACCUUAUGAAUGUAAAGAAUGUGGGAAGGCCUUCCCCAGGAGCACAGAACUUACUCAACAUCAGAAAAUUCAUACUGGAGAAAAACCUUAUGAAUGUAAUCUAUGUGGAAAGGCCUUCCGGUGGAUCACAGAACUUAAUGAACAUGAGAGAGUUCAUACUGGAGAGAAACCUUUUCAGUGUAAAGAAUGUGGGAAGACCUUCCGCCAGAGAAGAAGUCUUAUUCAACACCAGAGAAUUCACACCGGAGAGAAACCUUAUAAUUGUAGUGAAUGUGGGAAGGCCUUUCGGUGGAGCACAGACCUUACUGAGCAUCAGAGGAUUCAUACUGGAGAGAAACCUUAUACAUGUAAAGAAUGUGGGAAAGCCUUCCGUCAGAGAGCACCACUUGCUCAGCAUCAGAGAAUUCAUACUGGAGAGAAACCUUAUAACUGUAUUGAAUGUGGGCAGGCUUUCCGACAUUCUUUACAUGUAUAA